Ziziphus jujuba (common jujube) is the source of this 1027-nucleotide messenger RNA. Its product is annotated as probable plastid-lipid-associated protein 4, chloroplastic. The transcript has 6 exons. The coding region runs from base 104 to 856 and encodes 250 amino acids. The record is from RefSeq and is a predicted model, not a curated record. NCBI's taxonomy places the organism in Eukaryota, Viridiplantae, Streptophyta, Magnoliopsida, Rosales, Rhamnaceae.
UAGUUGUCCAAAGGAACUUAAUAAAACCAAAAAAAUAAAAAUAAAAAGACCAAAACCUUUGAGUAGUCUUUUAAAGCAUGCAUAGUUGAGUGAAGCUGUUACUAUGGCCCUAUCUCCAUCAUAUUCUCCUGCAUUCCUCUCCACCAGUCAUUCAUCAUCAUCAUCUCUGAAACUUGUCCAAUUUCAUAAUCCCUUAAUCCACUCUUACUUCCCAGAAAAACCCACUUCCGCCAUCCCCAUCCACACACUCCCAACCAGUACUAGUACUUCAGCUUCUAAUCAAAAGUGGAGAGCCAGAGUUUCAUUCUUUCCUGCCUUCUUGAACAGAGCCAAAGUUGCUGAAUCUCUCAAGGAACAGCUUCUUGAGGCCAUCGCGCCUCUUGAUAGAGGCGCGGAAGCCACACCAGAAGACCAGCAGAGAGUUGAUCAGAUAGCACGCAAACUUGAAGCAGUAAAUCAAAUCAAGGAGCCACUAAAAUCUGAUUUACUGAACGGAAAAUGGGAGCUCAUAUACACCACUUCAACAUCAAUUUUGCAAACCCAGAGACCCAAAUUUUUGAGAUCAACUGCAAACUACCAAGCUAUUAAUCUUGAUACACUUAGGGCACAAAAUAUGGAAUCUUGGCCAUUUUUCAAUCAGAUCACAGCUAAUCUGGUACCUUUAAACUCAAGAAGGGUGGCUGUUAAGUUCGAUUUCUUCAAGAUUGCUAGUCUGAUACCUAUUAAAUCUCCUGGAAGUGGUCGUGGUCAAUUGGAAAUCACUUACUUGGAUGAGGAAUUAAGGAUAUCAAGAGGUAAUAGAGGGAAUUUAUUUAUAUUGAAAAUGGUGAAUCCAUCCUAUAGGAUCCCGAAUUAGCUCUUGGGAAAUAUAAUUUUUGAGGGUUUAUUUUAUUAUAUAUAUAUAUAUAUAUAUAACAAUAUUUAAUAUAAAGGGGAGAAUGUUUGAUAUCUUAAACUGUAACCUAUAUAAGGGACAUAUUAACUGAGCUAAUUUCAUCUUAUAUAAUAUUUCAUGCUUUGAGCUAUA